UCAGUCAGACCAAGCCCAUAGGCCUUUAAGUUUCAUCCUGGUCAAUGAAUCACAUCUUUUGUUGCCUGCACUCUGGCUCUUCUGUACUGGACUUAUAGCAAAGACAUUCUAAUAUCUGAAGCCUGACAGACAUUUGUUUCCAGUCAUGGGUGACUGGUCUUAUAUGUCCUCACUGCUAGACAAGGUCCAGUCUCACUCUACUGUGGUGGGGAAGAUCUGGAUGACCGUCCUCUUCCUGUUUAGGAUCUUUGUCCUGGGUGCUGCUGCAGACAAAGUCUGGGGAGAUGAAGUGUCAGAGUUCAAUUGUGACACCUUGGAACCAGGAUGUAAACAUGGCUGCUACAACUGGAUGUUCCCAAUAUCCUACAUUCAUUACUGGGUCCUGCAGAUCACCUUUGUGUCAACACCUACCUUAGUCUACCUAGGCCAUGCUGUCCACAUCAUUCACAAAGAGAAGAGGAUGAUGGAGAAGCAGCGGGACAGCACAAAUGGAACUGUACUUAGGAAGCCAAGGUAUACAGAUGACAGAGGGAAGGUAAAGAUAACAGGCAUCCUCUUUUGCACUUACAUGACCCAGCUGAUCGUCAAGAUCAUCCUGGAGGUGGGAUUCAGUGUGGGCCAAUUCUACAUCUUUGGCACCGUGUUCAUGGUCUCCUACUUCCACUGUAAAAUAUCUCCACCUUGUGCCCGUUUCACUGGUGCCCAGUGUUACAUUUCUCGUCCCACCGAGAAAACAAUUUUUGUCGUCUUCAUGCUUGUGGUUUCAGGCAUUUCGGUGAUCCUCAACAUCAUGGAGAUAAUCUACCUGCUCUGUAACAGGAAGAGAGACACCAGGGAAAUACGUCAAGCUCAGCAGCAUGUGCUCAUCUCGCAGCAGUGCCCUUCCAACCCAGCUUGGGGAACCAUGAGCAACGAGUAUGGAGGGUUCCCAUUGUUGCCUCUACCAACCCAGGGUACGAAAGGCCUCGGCAAUGAUGACAAACACAUUGACUCUGUCAGUAAAGAGAAGGACACCUGAUACAUUAAUUAUACAUUAUACACUUUGGAUGUUUCUUGUUAUUAUUUUUCUUAAGUUACUCUUUACAUAUUUACUUUAAAAAUUACAAUAAAUAAAAAAUCACAAUACUGCACUAUAAUGGUCAAUAACACCAGCUCCCAGAACCUGGGGUAUGGAGCCUGGUCAGCCCUCAAAAAGACAUUGGAAGUGAUCUGAGUAUUACAUUGGAUGAUGAGAAUUUAUAGAAAUAAAUAAAUAAAUAUAACUAUGCCACGCGAUGUGAGAGUGCGCCUAAUUUGAGUUCAAGAUUAUGCAUCACUUCUAUUGGUUGGAUUGAAGGACCCAGGUUCCAUUCAGCCCAAGAUUAUUUGUUCUAGAUAUUGAUCAAUCCUAACAUGAAUAUAUAAGCAAAUUUUUUUAUAUACACAGUAUGUUACAUUCAGAUUUAGAAUUACAUUCAGUGCAUUAACGGUUGGCCCACCGGGACCAUUCACCCUGUUUUAGUGAGACCCUGGAUCCAUAUAUGGGCAGGGGGGAUUUAAAGCACCACAUACGAAGUGUAACACAUAACCCAUAAAACGCGACAAGGUGACAAACAGAACAACAGAAGGAAGUGAGACAGGACAAUAAUAGAACUGACAAGACGGGACUGGACAGGACAGUUGACAAACAUCAGAAUGUAUUGUUAAUAAUUGGGUAGAAUGAUCUACGAUUCAUAUUUGGGUGAUCACGGUUUUCGUGUUUGAAGGGAGUUGGAAAAACAUGUUAUGCAUAAGUGUGGAUGGUGUUGCUAGUGUGUGGAUGUGUGUAUGAGUAAAGUGAUAACUGUAAGGGAGAAAUAAUGAAAAGAAAAAAAAGAAAGAAAGAAAAGAAGACAAGAAAAAAAGGGGAAAAAAAGUGGAAAAUAGAAUAAUUAAAUGAUAUAAAUAAUGUAAAAGUACUAGGGAGGGCGGGGUAUUACAUAAUAUCAACAUUUUGUUGAAUUUAGAAACAUUAGAAAUGGGGACCAUGUAUCUUCAAAGGCUGACAUUUGCUUCUUUCUGUGUGCAUUGUGUUUUUCCAUUGAAAUGUAUUCUGAGAUUAAAUUUGUCCAGUGAUUGAUGUGGCAAGAAUUCUUUGAUUUCCAGUUUUGGAGGACUACUUUCUUAGCGACAGCUAGAGAAAGGAAAGAAACGGCAUCCUGAAUUUUUGCGGGAUGUGGAUUUCGGAGAUAUCACCAAGGAGACAGAGUGUUGGAGAAGAUGGGAUUCUGUAGCUCAGGGUGGUGGACAGUGUCUCUGUGACUGUGAUCCAAAAUGAAUGAACUGGUUGACAGAGCCACAUGGCGUGUAGAUAAUCGUCUGUGCUACCUAAGGUGCAUUGUGAACAGAUACCUGUGUUUGCUAGGCCCAUUUUAAACAUUUUACUUUGGGUGAUGUGAGUCCUAUGAAUUACUUUAUAUUGUAUAAGCUGCAGGUUUGAGUUAGCAGUCAUGGAGAAGGUAUUCUUACAUAUUUGUUCCCAGUAAUUAGGGGUGGGAGAGAAGGCCAGAUCAGCUUCCCACUUGGUUGUUGGGAGUGUUAUUGUUGUGUUUAGGUUGGAAAUCAUUGUAUAUAGCCGGGAGGUUAGUUUUUUGAAGUUAUUAAUUUUUAUAAGUUCUUCUGUGAGCUGAGAGGGUUGUAACGUGUUAUUGGUGAUUCCGAUUUUAUCUUUUAUUUUAAGUCUAAGUUGUUGAUAUUGAAGGAACUGUUCUCUCCCAUCCACAUAUUUCUCUGUGAGUGUGUUAAAUGACAUGAAAUGGUUGUUCUCAAAUAGGUGGUGAAGGUGUGUGAUUCCUUUUUGUGCCCAUAUGGAGAAAUAAAAAGGUUUGUUCUGUAACAUGAACACUGGAUUGUGCCAGAGUGGGGUGAACUUGUUUAAUUCUAGUGAUGAUUUUGUGAUUUGGUUUGUUUUCCACCAGGCUGUGAGAGUUGAAUAGAUGGUAAUGCGUUGGCAGAAGUUGGAUUUCUUGAUUGAUUGUGAGAGGAAGGGGAGAUCUGCAAUUGGGAUGUUUGUACAUUGGUUUUGUUCCAGUUCCAGAAACUGGUAAUUGUGCUUAUGUAUAUUGAUCCAUUUAACCAUGUACUGUAAUUGAUUUGCCAGGAAGUAGUGAUAGAAGUUUGGUGCCUCAAGCCCACCAUGUGAUUUUUUAUUUUGUAGUGUUGAGAGUGAUAUUCUCGUUUUUUUGUUUUUCCAAUAAAAUUGUGUUGUUAAUGAA
Molecule: messenger RNA, 3233 nt
Organism: Perca fluviatilis (European perch)
Lineage: Eukaryota; Metazoa; Chordata; Actinopteri; Perciformes; Percidae
Product: gap junction Cx32.2 protein-like
Exons: 2
Coding region: 146-1018 (290 amino acids)
Biological process (GO): cell communication
Cellular component (GO): connexin complex
Source: RefSeq, a predicted model, not a curated record